CAUGGCCGCCCACUAGUUCGUGGGGAGAACUAGACAUUUGAAUUUCCUCGAUUUGCACUGGGGACUGAAGGACCAGGAGCACUGACAGGUCACAGAUAAGAGUUCUGGUUGUGGCUGAUGUAAUACCUGGCAAAACACUCAAAAACACUUUUCUUUUGGUGAAGAUGGAGUCGUUCCUGGCCCUGUUCGACACUGGGGAACCCAAGGGCAAGAGGAGGGAGUCCUGGGGAAAGAACGACUGCGAGACUCGGGGGAAUGACGAGGACAAUGAGGAGAGCUUGCCUCCAGAGCCCGAGCAGGGGAAUAUUGAGUAUAAGUUGAAGCUGGUUAAUCCGUCUUCGCAGAGGUUUGAACACCUGGUGACUCAGAUGAAGUGGAGACUCAGGGAGGGACAUGGAGAAGCUAUUUAUCAAAUUGGUGAAUUUUUAGGAGUGGAGGACAAUGGGAGACUAGCAGGCCUGUCCCGAGACGAGAUGAAAGCCUCCCUGAAGACCCUGAGGGACAUGGCAUCCCGCCUGGGAGCGACCACCCGAGUGCUUCGCGAGCGAAUAGCAAAUGCAAAAUCAAAAAAGAAAAUCCACGACGACAACUCCACAGAGAGGCGAGUGGCCGAGGUAAUGGUAACAAAACUACGCAAGGGUGACCGAGACGAUCAGGACAGCGUGAUCGAUCUUCGAUUAGCAGUGGUGGGGUCCCAGGACGCUGGUAAAUCCACUCUCCUGGGUGUUCUGACACAAGGGGAGCUGGACAAUGGCCGGGGGAGGGCACGACUGAACAUGCUUCGUCACCUCCACGAGAUUAGGACUGGAAGAACGUCUUCAAUAUCCCACGAGAUCAUCGGGUUUGACACUGAGGGUCACGUCCUCAAUUACGCCGAGAUGACGACUGCUGAGGAGAUCUGUGAGCAUGCAUCGAAGGUCGUGACGUUCAUUGAUCUUGCUGGGCACAGGAAGUACUUGAGGACAACACUGCUGGGGCUCAUGGGGUACUCUCCCCACCACGUGAUGCUGGUGGUGGCACCUCCCCUGAACGAAGCUGCUCAGGAGCACAUGGCCCUCUGCCUGGCGCUGCACCUCCCCUUCUUCAUUGUGAUUACCAAGACAGAUCUGGGAUUGUGCGACCAUCGGCAGACACUGAUGCAGCUGGAGAGCGCUGUGAGGGCUCAGGGCUGCGACAAGGAGCUCGUCCUUUGUAGCAACAACAAGGUUCUCCCUCAGGACUACGAGUCGAGUAUUAUCCCUGUGUUUACGGUGAGUUCUGUGACUGGAGCGGGACUGGAGGAGCUCACGAAUUUCAUCAGGGACCUCUCACCCUCGGAGUCCUCCAACGACGAUGCUGAACCUGGCACCUGUCUCUUUCAAAUCGACGAGACGUUCAGGGUGGCAGGACUCAGUGAACCUGUGCUCGGGGGGCUGCUGGUCAAGGGGGCCAUCGCACCUGGGGCCAGACUCCUCGUGGGACCCCUCCCUGAUGGCGAGUUCAGCCCUGUCAAGGUGGUGAGUCUGCACAGGAACAAGGCGCCUUGCUGCGUCGUCAGGGCCUCCCAGAGUGCUAGUCUCACUCUGGCGCCGAGCACCAAUCGAGAGGGGCUUCCUCACUUCAGGCCGGGGAUGGUCCUCGUCAGCGUGGGCGAUCAUCCACAUGCUACUGUUUUCUUCCAGGCAACAGUUCUGGUUGUUUACCACGCCACAGCAAUCUACCCCGGCUUCCAAGCGACAGUCCACGUGGGAAACGUCCGACAAACCUGCGUAAUAGAGGGAAUAAUGGACAUAAAGGAGGAGGGCCUACAGACAAACGAGACCGCAUCAGUUCUCUUCAGGUUCGUCAGUCACCCGGAGUACCUCCACGUUGGUAUGAGACUGCUCUUCAGGGAGGGGAGGGCCAAGGGGAUCGGUAAAAUCACUCAGGUGUUUCCACUGAUAGGCUCUGAAAACAGCCCCCAGUGAAUCAACAUUUCGUUGCAUUCAGAUUGAAAUUAUUUUCUCUCAAAGUUUUUCGUCUUGACAUGUUGGAAAAUAACACUUGAUUUAGCGUUUCAAUCUCUGAAGCUCGGUAAUGUGAAGUAUUGAAGCGUUUAAUUGUUGGGGAGUACUUUAACAUCGACACAACAUUUCCUCCACAAAAUGAGCUAUUGCACAGGACUAAAACCUUAAGGGGAGACUAACAUGAGUUUUUACAGUCGAGGGCUAUUGGAAUGCGAUUAUUCAUACAUUGAAGAUCGAUUAUAUGUCUGAAAAUGAAUAAUUAGCGUAAAAAAAUUAAUUGUUCAAAAUGUUAAAAAUAGUUUAGGGCCUUCAACUUUAGAGCAACGGACGUUCUUUUUCUCCAAAAUUAAAAAAAAAAUGUGUGCAAUAACAAUUACGAACUACUUUUUUGACAUUCGACUCCUAUACAAGUGGUUUCAUUUUUUUUCAAUGAAAAAUUGCACAAUUCAUGUAAAACAGCCCAAAAGUGUUUCUGAAAAAAUUAAAAAUAUGUUUUGAAUAUUUUAAGGAUAAUUUUUUUGCCUAUUUUCUAUGAAUGGCGCAAAUUUUUACAUUAAACAAAAGGAAAGUAGUUGUGUACGAGUCGAAUUUCGAAAAACUAAUUCUUAAUCGUUAUUGUACACAUUUUUUCAAAAAUUUCAACACUGAGUGUGUGCGGAGAAAACGAACAAUAAACAAUUAAUUUU
Messenger RNA from Diachasma alloeum, 2671 nucleotides. RefSeq names its product GTP-binding protein 2. Gene Ontology annotation, molecular function: GTPase activity; translation elongation factor activity; GTP binding. Gene Ontology annotation, biological process: translational elongation. NCBI's taxonomy places the organism in Eukaryota, Metazoa, Arthropoda, Insecta, Hymenoptera, Braconidae. The transcript has 5 exons. The coding region runs from base 165 to 1946 and encodes 593 amino acids. The record is from RefSeq and is a predicted model, not a curated record.